AAAUAUUGAAGAAGUAGGUAGAGGUGGAUUUUCCGUAGUGUAUAAAACAUCAUAUGGAACGAAUGAUGAAGUUGCAAUCAAGAUAAUAAAAGAUUCACAUAAAAAUCAAAAACUCUUUUUAAAUGAGUUGAAGGCGUAUCAUGAAUUUCGCAAAUAUCGUGGUAUAUCAAUGGACAAAAAUACAGGAGACUUUAUUUUAGUGCUAAACUACGUAAGAUUUGGAUCAUUAUGUGAUAAUCUCAAAGAUAUAUUUAAAUUAGAAUGGAAAAUUAA
Ambispora leptoticha is the source of this 273-nucleotide messenger RNA. The record is from the annotation of a GenBank genome assembly. Lineage: Eukaryota; Fungi; Glomeromycota; Glomeromycetes; Archaeosporales; Ambisporaceae.